This is a messenger RNA of Euleptes europaea (tarantolino), 1950 nucleotides long. Its product is annotated as gastrula zinc finger protein XlCGF57.1-like. The coding region runs from base 1 to 1950 and encodes 649 amino acids. The record is from RefSeq and is a predicted model, not a curated record. The transcript has 6 exons. NCBI's taxonomy places the organism in Eukaryota, Metazoa, Chordata, Lepidosauria, Squamata, Sphaerodactylidae. Gene Ontology annotation, cellular component: nucleus.
AUGGAAGAGCAGGACCCAGAAGGACCUGGCAAGAGAGCAAGAAAAGGCUCUCAGCCCAUCCAAGCUGGGAGAGGUGUCAAAUUCUGGAAGGGAGCUGUGCCAGAGAUCUGGGAUCAGGAGCCCCUGAACUCAGAAGUACGUUGUCAGCGCUUCCGGCAGUUCCGCUACUGUGAAGUCGAUGGGCCCCGAAAGAGGUGGCGUCCAUCCCUGAAGACGGAAGCUAAACUCUGUGAGGCGGAAAGAGCUCCAUUGGAGGAAAGGCAGCGAACCCAGGCCUUGGAGCGUGCCCGAGAUGCCCUCUCACGCAGGAGUGAAGAGACAGUGUUGAUCCGUUCUCUUUGCGGAGAUGUGGAAAUAGCUGCUGUAUCUCUAGUCCAGGUAUGGGGUCUAGGUCCCCUCUCCUUUCUCAGGAAGUCUUUUCUCCUGGAGUUGUUGUUAAGGGGCCCUGCAGCACAUGUAGAGGAGACGGUUGGGGGAUUCCAGGGGUUCUCUUUGGAAAAAGCCAAGAAUAAAGACUCCAAAGGAAACGUUGGGGAUGCAGAUGGACCACAGCAGCAGGAGGGAAGCCAUGCAGACAAGAGGAAGGAUAAGGCCAUUCCUUCCCAAGGAGGGGGCUUGUGUGAAAUCUCAGUCCAAGAAGAAAGGUCAACCAAAACAAGAAGGAACAAAGGCCUCUGUGCUAACCGGAGAAACCGCUCCAGGGAAAACGAAAAUUCAAGUGUGGCCUUUAGAAAGACCUUCAGUAAGAAUCUGAGUAUUAUUUCUAAGAGACAAAUUCCCUCAGGAGAGAAACUAUAUGAUUGCGAGGAAUGCGGAAAGACCUUCAGUCUGAAGACAGCCCUUACUUCACAUGAAAUAAUUCACUCAGGGGAGAAACCUUUUGAAUGCUCAGAGUGUGGAAAGAGAUUCAGUCAGCAUAGCCAUCUUCAACUACAUCAAAGAAUCCACACAGGGGAGAAACCUUUUGAAUGCUCAGAGUGUGGAAAGAGAUUCAGUCAGCAUAGCCAUCUUCAACUACAUCAAAGAAUCCACACAGGGGAGAAACCUUUUGAAUGCUCAGAGUGUGGAAAGAGAUUCAGUCAGCAUAGCCAUCUUCAACUACAUCAAAGAAUCCACACAGGAGAGAAACCUUUUGAAUGCUCAGAGUGUGGAAAGAGAUUCAGUCAGAGAUGCGAUCUUCAACGACAUCAAAGAAUCCACACAGGGGAGAAACCUUUUGAAUGCUCAGAGUGUGGAAAGAGAUUCAGUCAGAGUAGCCAUCUUCAACUACAUCGAAGAAUCCACACAGGAGAGAAACCUUUUGAAUGCUCAGAGUGUGGAAAGAGAUUCAGUCAGAGACGCAAUCUUCAGGUGCAUCAAAGAAUGCACACCGGGGAGAAACCUUUUGAAUGCUCAGAAUGUGGAAAGAGAUUCAGUCAGAGUGGCCAUCUUCAACAGCAUCAAGGAACCCACACAGGGGAGAAACCUUUUGAAUGCUCAGAGUGUGGAAAGAGAUUCAGUCAGAGUAGCAAUCUUCAAAAUCAUCUAAGAACCCACACAGGAGAGAAACCUUUUGAAUGCUCAGAGUGUGGAAAGAGAUUCAGUCAGAGAUGCGAUCUUCAACGACAUCAAAGAAUCCACACAGGGGAGAAACCUUUUGAAUGCUCAGAGUGUGGAAACAGAUUCCGUCACAUUGGCAGUCUUCAAAAUCAUCUAAGAACCCACGCAGGAGAGAAACCUUUUGAAUGCUCAGAGUGUGGGAAGAGAUUCAAUCAGAGACACAGUCUUCAACGGCAUCAAAGAACCCACACAGGAGAGAAAACCUGGAUGCUCAGUGUCAAAAGAGAUUCAGUUGGAGACGCAAUUUUCAAUUGCAUCAAAGACCAGGAGAAAAAUAUUCAGAUGGAGACACUCCAAUUUGAUCACCCAUCUUCUCUCAGUUUUUUACACGGCACCCUCUUGGAAGCCUAA